Messenger RNA from Physella acuta, 3422 nucleotides. Its product is annotated as cytoplasmic protein NCK2. NCBI's taxonomy places the organism in Eukaryota, Metazoa, Mollusca, Gastropoda, Physidae. Gene Ontology annotation, cellular component: cytoplasm. Gene Ontology annotation, molecular function: receptor tyrosine kinase binding; signaling adaptor activity. Gene Ontology annotation, biological process: ephrin receptor signaling pathway; cell migration. The record is from RefSeq and is a predicted model, not a curated record.
CCACCCCAAGAUGGCGUAAUGUUGGUGUCUAGUUUGGAUAAUAAGGAAAUGAGUGAUAAUCAUUCAAGUUCUUAAUGAUAAUUUCAUUACAAUAAGACUGCUGCAAAAUCAGUUUGGCUGCCAAGAUUGGAUUUUCAUGUUAUAUUCCAAUUGAUGGAAGCUAGGAACAUGUUCUACAAUGUGGGAAAAGCUAAGAAACUGUGUUGGAUUUAUUGUAUGAUCAAGAAUUACUGUGUCAUUGACCUAUAGACAGUUUAUUUUUCUAUUGGUGUUUUUCUGCUGCUGCAAAUUUGGGAGUCAGAUCAAGGCCUAAGGCCAUCACUGAGUAUGGCAGAAGGCCAGCAGGAGACUCAGCUUAUUGCCAAGUAUGACUACAAGGCUGAGAACUCACAGGAGCUCACUAUGCGCAAGGGGGAGAGGCUGCUCUUGGUGGACGACACCAAAGACUGGUGGAAGGUUCGCUCCCCUGAUACAGGGAAGGAGGGGUUCGUGCCUUCCAACUUUGUGAAAAUUGUCAAACCAAAGGCCUCGCUGUUUUCAACCAUCCUCAAGAAGCACGGCGCCAAGAAGAAAGAGGGCAGCAAGCCCUCCCAUCCAAGUCCCGUGCUUAACAAUGGCGACUCUGUGCGCUCAAGAACUAAUGGGAAUAAUAUCACGACAGAGACCUACCAGCUGGGGCAGUGUAUACCAGCCUGUGCCAAGUAUUUGUACACUGCCCAGAGGGGGGAUGAGAUCUCCCUGUCUAAAGGGGAGAGAAUCAUGGUGAUAGAGAAGUCUAGUGACGGCUGGUGGCGAGGGAGGAAAGACGAUGGCAGCGUGGGCUGGUUCCCGUCCAACUACGUGGAAGAGGUCAGCUCCUCCGGGGGAGGCAACUCCUCCGAUAACAACCUCCUUUACUUCACGGCAGCCGAAGCCAAGUCCCAGUCCUCACCCUCCCACAGCUCAGCCGACAUUGUCCUGGCGCUGUACCCCUUCACUGGGAAAAACUCAGGGGAGCUGAGCUUUGAGAAGGGGGAGAGGCUGGAGGUCAUGAACACUGAGACAGACUCGGAGUGGCUGUCGGUGAGGAACUCCAGGGGAGAGACUGGCGUCGUGCCGGCGAAUUACGUCACACCUGCGCCGAGCUCCGGGGAAGAGGGCAGCGAGCGAGGGACGUCAACAUCCUCCUCCAACCCACAGUCGCAAUCACAGUCCAUCUCAUCCAUUUCUAACACAUCCAUAGCAGCGCUUGCUCUCGCUGGGAGAAAACAAUUUCAGGUAUCUGGACCUUUAGCAGACAAAGAGUGGUAUUAUGGGAAAAUAUCCCGAAAUCAGUGCGAGGAUAUCUUAACAAAGUUUGCCCAAGAUGGAGAUUUCUUAAUUAGGGAUAGCGAGUCAACUGCUGGCCAUUACACAGUGUCUUUGAAAGCUCCAGGUCGCAACAAACAUUUUCGUGUGAAAAACACUUCAGGGGUGCUAGAGAUAGGGCAACAAAAAUUCACAAAUCUAGACGAUCUUAUAGAACAUUAUAAAAAACAUCCAAUUUUCAAACAGGAGGCGGAGAAAUUGUAUCUUGUCAAACCGUUCAUCUGUCCAUCAUCACAAGACAAUUGAUGUAUCUCUAAUAUAAAUUAAAUAGAUCAAAUAAUGUCACAUUUUAUUUAUCCAUUUUACAAAAUGUAUUUUUUUUUUUGGAUCUUAUAAUUUUGAAUUUACGUACCAUCCAGUUCAUUAAAGGUACAUCCAUUGUUAUUAUGUUACAUUUAUUCAGCUAGGAAACAUUACACAGGAAAUUCUUUUUACAAAAUGUAUUUGUUUUUUUCGGGAUCUUAUAACAUUGAAUUUUUGUACAAUCCAUUGUUAUUUUGUCUCAUUCACUUCAUCUAAGAAAUAUUACGCAGGAAAUUCCUUUUCCAUGAUCACAUCCUCUGUUUUAAAGUCUGGUGGAUUAAUUUCUUGAUCUCAUGCCAGUCCAGGCUUAGUUAACUAGAGACGACACAGCUAAAUCCCUCAGUGGUUUAUGUUCAUGGGCGACUGCCCUCCCCCUCUAACAAUGUGCAAUGCUAACUUGAUCUUAUCUCUUGAGGUUGUUUUUUGUUUUGUUAAUCUUGUUCUUUCACUUUGUAUUUGCCAGUGUUCAUUGCAUCUGCUCUCUUUUCUAUAAGGAGGUUUUUUUUUUUUUAACUUUAGCUAAAUGAAUUUGAUUUAAAGUUGUGACCCUCCAUCACUGUUUGAGUUGCUUAGCACCUAUGCCUGAAUUAGAGUUUUUCAGUCUAUCUAGAAGAAAAUGUCAACUCUGAUUUCACUAGUGAAAACUGUUUUAGUAAUAUGACCAAUAGUAGUUUUAAUGUUAACUCUGUCUCUUUUGUGCCACUGAGAAAUUUAUAAUCUGGUAUCUUUAAACCUAGCAUAUUGAUUUGUUAUGUACAUACUUAACAACAAUACUCCUUAUAAAUUUCAACAAAAAUUUUGCACAUUUGAAAAUGUGAAACAACUGAACUCUCCAAACUGAUUACCUAUAACCCACCCACACACAUCCCUCUUCCAUAUGUUUGCUCUAGCUGAGUAGAACUUAAGAUGCAAAGUGACUAAUUUUGUCAUGGAGGUUCACAUUUGCUGUCUAUGCUGAUAGUUUUUUUUUCUUUUGAAGUUUCUGGUGAACUCAUGUUUUCUAUAUUUUCUAUUAGGUUGUUUUUUUUUACUUCUACUUCUUUGGUCAAGUGAUUAAUGUAGUUUAAAUUUAAAGACAUUGGCUUUAUGUUAUAUCAGGUUGUUUAUUUUUAUCUUUAGUUAAAUGAUUAAUGUGUUUUAAAGACAUUUGCUCUUUUCUCUAUUAUUAUGCUGUUUUUCUUUUUUUUUUGUAAAACAAUUAAUGUAGUUUAAAAUUAAUGGCAUCUGGCAUAAGUUUCACAGCAGGUUCAAUUCUAAUGUUGAAGACUUCGUAGAUCAAAGUAUAUAGUCCCUAUCCUAAUCCCAUUUCUUGCUCCGUAGGGCUUUAAAAAACUUUAUGGUAUAUGAGCAUUAAAAAAGAGUUAAAUCAGUUUUACUCAUACUUAAUUUUCAAAAGCACACAAUUUGACUAAAUCAGUAGUUGGCAAUAUUUCAUGGCUGGAUUAAUGUGAUUUCACUUUGAAAAUUUACCUGGUGAAAUAAAAAGCUGUUGAGUCAGUCACUUUAAAGUCAUCUAAAGGUUGUUUUCUUCUUUUCAUCUAUUGGUUUAGUGUUGAGGACUAUAUAUGCAUGGGAGAUCAUGUGACAUAGUGUGAGCAAUAAUAAAUAUUUUCCAUCUGUGAGUAGUGUCUGAGACUUUGAUAUUGUGUUAUUUGCAGCUGAGAGCUUUGUGAAGUUAUUAGAUGCAUGUGUCAAGCAGAUCAUGUAUGGAACAAAGAAUUAUGUUAUAGAAUAGUUAAUUUUUUUAUACUACAAAUUAACACUGUCCACUU